Lacerta agilis (Sand lizard) is the source of this 2817-nucleotide messenger RNA. RefSeq names its product T cell activation RhoGTPase activating protein (gene TAGAP). The record is from RefSeq and is a predicted model, not a curated record. Gene Ontology annotation, molecular function: GTPase activator activity. The transcript is spliced from 9 exons. NCBI's taxonomy places the organism in Eukaryota, Metazoa, Chordata, Lepidosauria, Squamata, Lacertidae. Bases 100 to 2301 code for a protein of 733 amino acids. Gene Ontology annotation, biological process: regulation of Rho protein signal transduction; signal transduction.
AGGAGGAGAGCGUCAUGCUGGUUCCCUUUCUGUCUGCAGUUCACUCGAGUUGAAAGAACUCGUGUCUGGAUACUAUUCUCUGGUGAGCCUAGAAGAUGAAUGUCUGUUAAAAGUUCACUGCAAACAAAAGGACUCAAAGAAACAAACAUCGUUAAAGCUUCCUUAACCAAAAUCCUGAUGAAGGUGCUAAGCAGCUGCAAUACAGCUGACAUCAAGAAAUGCCACUUGUUCAUGCCAUGUGACGCUGAAGAUGGACUGUGUCAUCUGACUGAUAGUAAUAAGAAGAGAAAGAAAGUAAUAUCCUGGCCAUUUAUGCUGAGACGAACCACCACUGGAUCAGAGACUCUGGGGAAUCUGGAAUCUGACUUGAAACCUCCUCUGUUUGAUCAGCCAUUGUCGAUUGUCUGCAGUGAAGAUGAUAUGCUGCCCAAGCCAAUACAGGAUAUCCUUACAAUGCUCUUCUUGGAAGGGCCUUUAACGGAAGGAAUAUUCCGGAAAGCUGCCAACGAAAAGGCCCGCAAGGAGCUGAAAGAAGAGUUGAACUUUGGAGGGAAAGUUGUUUUCGAAGAUAAAUCUGUUCAUCUGUUAGCAGUGGUUUUAAAGGAUUUCCUUCGAAACAUUCCCCAUAAACUGCUGCUCUCUGAGCUUUAUGAUGAGUGGAUGACGGCACUGGAGAAGUUGACCCACCACGAAAGAACUGAAGCAAUGAAAGAGGUUGCAAGCAAACUCCCGAGACCCAACCUUCUUUUGCUCAAGCAUUUGCUCUGCGUGCUUCACCACAUUAGCAAAAGCUCAGAGGUCAACAAAAUGGAUUCCAGCAACCUUGCCAUCUGUGUUGGGCCAAACAUGCUGACUCCAGUUCGUGACCAAAGCCUACCACUUGAAGCCCAGAAAAAGCUAACAGAUCAGGUGAAGACACUGGUGGAAUUUCUCAUUGAUAACUGCCUUGAUAUAUUUGGGGAAGAAAUCUCUUCACUGUUCUGCAUCUCUCCUAGAGAUUCCCUGGACAGGCCAGAUAUGUUGUCUGCUAGACGUCAACAUGAUUCUGCCUAUGACAGCACAGAUUUUGAGGAAGAAUGCAAUUCCAGUGAACUCGAGGCCAACGAUCUACCACAAGCCGGGGGGACAGAACACAGGUGCAGCAGUAUGGAGCUGUACUCUCGAGAGCCAGUAGCCCAGACUCCACCUGUCUCUUCUCCUGUGACCCGGUUUAAAAAAUCCAUAAGCAACCUGGAUAGGAGGUUCUCUGAGCCAGACAUGCUCUCUUCUAAGGGCUGCCAAGGAGGCUGUAUGAGAAGCCAGAAGCUAGCCAGAAGUGAGGAGAGUGUAAUUCGGCAGGAGGAACUGAGGUUGAAGUGCCAAGGGCUGAGAGAGGAAAUGGCAGGAGAAUGUCAUCUUGCAGGCCUCUAUAGGAACAAGAAGCCAUCCAACUUGACAAUAAAAGCUAGUCUGCUGUCAGAAUUGUCAAACAAUUCAUUGCCCAGAACAUCCUCCGGCAGUUCACUAGAUAGUGCUUCUCCAGUCUCUGACUGUUCUGUCUUCACCAGCUCACCACUGACAUCGCCUUCCAUCGCCAAGAAAAACGCCUUAACUCGGCCGCAGUCCUUUUCCACCAAGGCUUCCAGCGGAAGUGACACCACCUCCAUCAGAGAGCUCAAGAGGCAUUCCAUGUCAUUUUCUGUGGCAACCCGCAAGAAGGUGCUAGCAAAAACCCAAAGCUGCAGCAUGGGUGGCUUUCAGAGGGACAGUUUCAAGAAGGAAUCCAAGAAAGAGAGACAUCUUUCCUGCCGCAUAGUCCACGCAACUUGUGCUGAUGACCACAGCUCAGCACCUUCGCGGGGUCAACUGAGGCCUCGUUUCAUGUCAGCAGAUGAAGUGUUUCGACUUGUGGACCAGAGGAAUCCUGGGAAUCCUCCAUCUUAUGAGGAGGCUACCAGAAACUGCUCAGCUGCUAGGCUUCCCUCAUACAGUAGCUUAACGGUUCGAAAUAUGAGAUCCACUGUGCUGUCUCCAGACUUUGAGCCUCAGCAUCCAAGACUCAAUAAAGAGGUUACAAACAAAGUAUACAAGGACUUUUUUAACGACAGGCUCUCCAUGACCAGUGAUCCUAAGGACAAGGUACCAGCCAUUGACUUUGUUAUUGGAAUACACUCCCGAGCUAAUUUGCCCCUAACCCCUCAAGUCUAUCGCCUCAGGACCAUGUCUGGGUCUUAUCAAAAGAACAAACAAGAAUACCUGACACAGCCAUGCAGCCAGCCAGCCUUUGGCCACAUACAAUGCGCUAAGGAAUCCUAUGUUUAACUUAUCUGUCCCCUUUCAACACAAUGUCUGCUGUACACAUGGCACGAAAGCAAGUCUUUCAACUGCGUCUAAUAUAAGCUCACCUAUGUCUGUCUACCUUUCCUUGAAAAGGUAGUCUUCUCAGUGUCAUAUGGAAUAUGCACUGUUCUUCCUGAAAUGUGUAGCUCUUGUACAUAAUGGAUAUAUCUCUUGUUAUUCAUGUCUGUAGGUUUUAAAGCUAUACAAGAGGACUGGCAGUUUUAUUCAUCUUGUUCCUUAUACAUUGUGUGAUCAUUCCUUUCCCCCUUAAAAAUAGCCAGGAGACCAGACUGCUGUAGGAAAUGCUCUAGAGACCAUCUUAACAAUGAGCCAAAGUGAAACUGUUCCUUACAACCUACAUGGUUGAGUUAUUUGUCUGGGUUUACAUUACUCAAGUGUCCUAGUGUCUACCACUUCCCCUUUAUAUGCUAUUUCCAACUGAAAUAAACCUCCGUCUUAUGAAAUGGUCCCCAGCCAAAAAUAAAAAAUAAAAAUGCA